Molecule: messenger RNA, 1878 nt
Organism: Gekko japonicus
Lineage: Eukaryota; Metazoa; Chordata; Lepidosauria; Squamata; Gekkonidae
Gene: CASQ1
Product: calsequestrin 1
Exons: 11
Coding region: 547-1731 (394 amino acids)
Biological process (GO): regulation of skeletal muscle contraction by regulation of release of sequestered calcium ion
Cellular component (GO): sarcoplasmic reticulum lumen
Molecular function (GO): calcium ion binding
Source: RefSeq, a predicted model, not a curated record
GGUGUGCGCGGGCAGUGCCAAAUGCCUCCGGCCGCGCCGGCCCCCUGGCCCCGGGGCCCUCCCCCUCCAGCUGCUUUUAUGGCCGGCCUGUCACUCCCCGCCUUUGCUUGUGCAGCACGGCACCCAGCGGAGGAGGGCUUGUCACCACCCCGGACCAGGGCCCCCCUCCUCCCCCAGUUCGCCUGGCCUCCUCCUGUGUCAGCAAAGAGCCAAGACCUCUGCUCUGGUUCCCUGCCCCGCCAGCCACCUUAAAGAGAGGAAGGCAGCAGGCGAGGCAGGAGAGAGGGAGGGGAAGGAGGAAAGGAGGAAAGAAAGAAAGAAAGAAAGAAAGAAAGGAGGAAGAAGAAGAACCGAGAGGGGGCCCCCUCUUUCCACAUCCAUCUUUUGGGGCACUUUGAUCUCGUCACCUCCAGGGGAGGGGGAAGGACCGCGGACCAGAGGAGCACCUCUCCCUCCCUCCCUCUCACUCUCUCUCUCGCUCGCUCGCUCUCCCCCUUGGCACCGGGCACCCCGUCCCCUCCAGAGCCUCCCCACCACCGGAUCAGGAUGAAGGGGCUCGGGCUGGCCUUGGCGGCCCUGCUGCUGGCUGUGGCCGGCCCCCUGGCGCGGGGCGAGGACGGGCUGGAUUUCCCGGAGUACGACGGCAUAGACCGGGUGGUGGACAUCAACGCCAAGAACUACAAGGCUGUCCUGAAGAAGUUCGAGGUGCUGGCCCUCCUCUACCACGAACCAGUGGAGGACACCAAGGCCUCCCAGCGGCAGUUUGAGAUGGAGGAACUGAUCCUGGAGUUAGCAGCCCAAGUCCUGGAAGAUAAAGGGGUGGGCUUUGGCCUGGUGGACUCGGAGAAGGAUGCUGCUGUUGCCAAAAAACUAGGGCUGACGGAGGAAGACAGCGUGUACGUCUUCAAGGAGGAUGAGGUCAUCGAGUACGAUGGGGAGUUUUCAGCCGACACCCUGGUGGAGUUCCUCCUGGACGUGCUGGAGGACCCGGUGGAGUUCAUAGAGGGAGAUCAUGAGCUGGAGGCCUUUGAGAACAUCGAGGACGAGCCCAAACUCAUCGGCUUCUUCAAGAACGAAGACUCAGAACAUUACAAGGCCUACCUAGAUGCUGCAGAGGAGUUCCACCCUUACAUCCCCUUCUUCGUUACCUUUGACAGCAAGGUUGCCAAGAAAUUAUCCCUCAAGCUGAACGAGAUCGAUUACUAUGAGCCGUUCAUGGAGGAGCCAGUCACCAUCCCCGACAAGCCCAACAGCGAGGAAGAGAUCAUGCAGUUCCUGGAGGAGCACAAGAGGCCAACGCUGAGAAAACUCCAGCCAGACAGCAUGUAUGAAACCUGGGAAGAUGACAUUGACGGCAUCCACAUCGUGGCCUUUGCAGAGGAAGAUGACCCCGAUGGUUAUGAGUUCCUGGAGAUCCUGAAGGACGUGGCUCAAGACAACACAGACAACCCAGACCUCAGCAUCAUCUGGAUUGACCCCGAGGACUUCCCCCUGCUGAUCCCAUACUGGGAGAAGACUUUCGACAUUGACCUGAACCGGCCUCAGAUUGGGGUUGUCAACGUAACGGACGCCGACAGCAUCUGGCUGGAGAUGGACGAUGAGGAUGACCUGCCCUCCGCCGAUGAGCUGGAGGACUGGCUGGAGGACGUGCUGGAAGGAGAGAUCAACACAGAGGACGACGACGACGAUGACGACGACGACGAUGACGAUGAUGACGACGACGACGAUUAGGAGCGGCCGCCGGCAGCUGCUGGCCCCGGGGCAGGCCUUGCCUGGGGUCCCCCCUGUGUCAUACCUUCCCCCCGAGUGUCACACAGGCGGCCACCGCAGCAGGGUGCCUGGCCCACCCAAGGGUGACGAGCGCCACCAGCCCCGGAC